GUCUCUCUUACAUCAUCUCCAUCUCACACUCCAAGAUCUCUUCUCUCUUCUCCUCUCCCUUGGAUCUUUCCCGCCCCUGGUGCCCCCUUCUUGGCAACGCCCUCCUGCUCAUCCUCUUGUCAUUCUUCGCGCCCGUGCCUCUUGUCGGCUGACGAGCCCGAACCCGUAUGUACCUUGCACCGUGUACUUGCUCACUCGCUGGGUUGGUAAGCUAGUGCGCGAACCGAGAGGUUGGCAUCUCUGCCCCCAUAUGGAUUGUGGGUGUGCUCGAGGCAGGAUGCGUGUGGUAUAAAGAUGCCCACUCGCACAUACAUGAACGCGUUAUUGCCACCAUACUAGCUGCUGCUAAGAUGAUCUGCUAUAUCCUCUGCAUCCUCUUCGCCGCCCGCGCAGCCGUGGCCGCGACCGCGACCGCAUCGACCUCGUUCUCGGUCCCGACCUACACCAACCCCGUGCGCUGGUCCUCGCAGAAAUACAACGUGGGCGCAAUGUCCCGCGCGAUCUCCGUCAAAGGCAAGGAAGAGUACGGCGCGCUCGUGGACCCGAGCAACACGUACCAGAUCUACCGCGACGGCGGCGGCAGCUGCACGCUCAACAACCGCACGUUCUUUGUCUUUGACGACACGACAGCGUACACGUCCGCCACCUCCGGCAAGCUCGCGGGGUUUGCGUCGAAUAGCAUGGGGAUGGUGCGCGACUUUGAUGAUCCGACCGCGCUGUACGAUUACACAAUGUCAAACUCGGUCGGCUACUUCCAGCCGAUCCCGAUGUCGACCGCCGAGGCGACCGCGUCCAAGAAGACGUCGACGCGGUACGCGUUCUGGACCUACACCAACUGCGUGCAGCUCUCGGAGACGUCGGCGGCGCAUUUCUUCCACGUCAAGAAAUACAGCUCGAGCUCGUCGUCGUACGUGCUCGGCAACACCGUCGCAAAGUACCAGAUCGACAGCACGAGCAACAUCAUGGGCGUCAAGCGCUGGACGCAGCUCGCGUUUGCAAACACAACUUACGCGUACGGCUCGUUCGCGAGCAUGGUCGUCAACCACGUCGUCUACCUCUACGCGCUCGACUCGAAAUACUCCUCCAGCUACGACGUGCACGUCGCUUCCGUCCCCGCCGACGACUUCUGGGACUCCUCCGCGUACAAGUACUGGGACGCCAGCACCUCGACCUGGUCCUCGGACCAGCCCGUGCCUACCGCGCGCCGAAAAUCCAGCGCCGUGAUCCAAGGCACGAUGCCGUUCUCCUCCGGCACCGUCUUCUACUCCGAAUUCCACAACCAGUACCUGCUCAUCUUCUUCAACGGCUGGGUGGAUAGCAAGUUCCGCGUCAUCACGGCCCCGACGCCGCUCGGGCCCUGGAACGUCACAAACACGGUGAUUUGGGAAACGAGCCCGGGAAAGAGCUAUAAUUAUGGCGGGGUUGCGCAUCCGGUCUUUGGAGCGCAGGAGGGCGCGACGAUCGGGCAGAAGGUGAGAGUGCAUUUCUCGUAUCAGGAUAAGAAUGGGACUACUUAUCCGAAGGUGGGAAGGAUUACUUUUAAGUAGCUGUGGUUGUUUGUGAUGUAC
Myxozyma melibiosi is the source of this 1568-nucleotide messenger RNA. RefSeq lists its product as uncharacterized. NCBI's taxonomy places the organism in Eukaryota, Fungi, Ascomycota, Lipomycetes, Lipomycetales, Lipomycetaceae. The record is from RefSeq and is a predicted model, not a curated record. The coding region runs from base 351 to 1547 and encodes 398 amino acids. The transcript has a single exon.